This is a messenger RNA of Toxotes jaculatrix (banded archerfish), 2692 nucleotides long. It is a transcript of the gene grm3, whose product is annotated as glutamate receptor, metabotropic 3. Lineage: Eukaryota; Metazoa; Chordata; Actinopteri; Toxotidae. Gene Ontology annotation, biological process: G protein-coupled glutamate receptor signaling pathway; regulation of synaptic transmission, glutamatergic. Gene Ontology annotation, molecular function: group II metabotropic glutamate receptor activity. The coding region runs from base 1 to 2679 and encodes 892 amino acids. Gene Ontology annotation, cellular component: membrane. The record is from RefSeq and is a predicted model, not a curated record. The transcript has 11 exons.
AUGGUGGCACGCAUUCCCGCUCUAGUCUUGGUCAUGAUGUGUCGGGGCGUCUUGCUCUCUGUAGGCGACCCACCUCAGUCCCGCCGAGAGAUCCGUAUCGAGGGCGACCUGGUGCUCGGCGGCUUGUUCCCCGUGCACGAGAAAGGUGCUGGGAUGGAAGAGUGUGGCCGUGUGAAUGAGGACAGAGGGAUCCAGAGGCUGGAGGCCAUGCUGUUCGCCAUAGACAGAAUCAAUAUGGAUGACACUUUGCUGCCUGGGGUCUCCCUUGGGGUCCACAUCCUGGACACCUGCUCCAGAGAUACCUAUGCACUGGAGCAGGCUCUGGAGUUUGUAAGAGCCUCCCUCACCAAAGUGGACGACACAGAGUUCAUCUGUCCAGAUGGAUCUUAUGCUCUGCAGGACGACAGCCCACUCGCAAUCGCCGGAGUCAUAGGAGGCUCCUUCAGCAGCGUUUCCAUACAGGUUGCCAAUCUUCUCAGGCUGUUCCAGAUCCCUCAGAUAAGCUAUGCGUCGACAAGUGCCAAGCUCAGCGAUAAAACCCGCUAUGAUUACUUCGCCCGCACAGUGCCCCCUGACUUCUACCAGGCCAAAGCCAUGGCCGAGAUCCUCCGGUUCUUCAACUGGACAUACGUGUCCACCGUGGCAUCAGAGGGUGAUUACGGUGAAACUGGUAUAGAAGCCUUCGAGCAAGAGGCACGCAUGAGGAACAUCUGUAUCGCCACUUCAGAGAAGGUGGGGCGUUCUAAUGCUAAGAAGUCCUAUGAAGCUGUGAUCCGUCAGCUCCUCCAGAAGCCGAAUGCCCGAGUGGCUGUCCUCUUCUUGCGCAGUGAUGAUGCCAGAGAGCUGCUGGCAGCUGCUGCCAGGCUUAACACCUCCUUCAUCUGGGUGGCCAGCGAUGGCUGGGGUGCACAGGAAAGCAUUGUCAAGGGAAAUGAGGUCACCGCUGAAGGAGCCAUCACACUUGAGCUGGCAGCCAAUCCCGUGCCAGAAUUCAACCGCUACUUCCUCAGCUUGAAUCCGGUCAAAAACCAUCGUAAUCCCUGGUACAGGGAAUUCUGGGAGCAGCGUUUCCAGUGCUCCCUGGGCGGUGGUGGUACAGGAGGAGGUGGAGGUGUUGGACUGGGAGAGACGCCUCCUCACCCGCCGUGUGACAAGGACUUGUCAAUGGACAAGAGUAACUUUGAACCAGAGUCAAAGAUCAUGUUUGUGGUGAACGCGGUGUACGCUAUGGCUUAUGCCCUUCAUAAUAUGCAACGGAGUCUUUGCUUCAACACCACCAAGCUGUGCGACAGCAUGAAGGCCCUGGAUGGGCGCAGACUCUACAGGGAUUACAUCCUUAAUGUCAGCUUCACAGCCCCUUUCUCUCCACCGGGCAGUGAGACAGUUGUAAAAUUUGAUUCCCAGGGGGACGGCAUGGGCCGAUACAACAUCUUCAGUUACCAGCGAUCUGGCGAUCGUUACGGUUACGUGCCAGUAGGUGAAUGGGCAGAGAGUCUGAGUCUGAGUAGUGAUCUGAUUCACUGGCCCAGAGAAGUGGUGCCCACCUCGCAGUGCAGCGACCCCUGUGAACGUAAUGAGAUGAAGAAAAUGCAGGCAGGUGAGUACUGCUGCUGGAUCUGUACAGCCUGCGAGCCUCAUGAAUACCUGGCUGAUGAGUUCACCUGCUCGCCAUGUGCUCCUGGCCAGUGGCCCACUGAUGACCUGACGUCCUGUUAUGACCUUCCUGAGGACUAUAUUAUGUGGGAAGAUGCCUGGGCCAUUGGUCCAAUUACUAUCGCGUGUGUAGGGUUCAUGUGCACCGGCCUGGUGUUCUGGGUGUUUAUCCGACACAACAACACACCACUGGUGAAAGCUUCAGGCAGGGAGCUGUGUUACAUUCUACUCUCAGGAGUCUUCAUGUCCUACGCCAUGACUUUCCUCUUCUUAGCCAAACCUUCUCCUGCCAUCUGUGCCCUGCGACGCCUGGGCCUGGGCACGUCGUUUGCUGUCUGCUACUCCGCCCUCCUCACCAAAACCAACAGAAUUGCCAGGAUUUUCAAUGGCGUGAAAGACGGAGCGGGUGCAGCGAGGCCACGCUUCAUUAGCCCAUCCUCUCAGGUCUUCAUCUGUCUGAGUCUAAUCUCCGUCCAGUUAGUGAUGGUGUCAGUGUGGCUGCUGCUGGAGGUCCCCGGGACACGGCGCUUCACGUUGCCAGAGCGACGGCAGACUGUCAUCCUCAAAUGUAACGUACGCGACUCCAGCAUGCUUCUGUCGCUGGGAUAUGAUGUGCUCCUGGUCAUCCUGUGUACUGUGUAUGCCUUCAAGACCAGGAAGUGCCCAGAGAACUUCAACGAGGCCAAGUUUAUUGGAUUCACAAUGUACACCACUUGUAUAAUCUGGCUGGCCUUUCUUCCCAUCUUUUAUGUUACAUCAAGUGAUUACAGGGUUCAGACCACUACUAUGUGUAUCUCAGUCAGCCUGAGUGGCUUUGUGGUCCUGGGCUGUAUGUUUGCACCUAAGGUCCAUAUCAUCAUGUUCCAGCCCCAGAAGAAUGUGACCAGCCACAGGCUUAACCUCAAUCGCUUCAGUGUCAGUGGGGCUGCCACCACAUACGCAUCUCACGCUUCUGUCAGUGCCCACUACGUACCAACCGUGUGCAACGGGAGAGAAAUCGUCGAUUCCACUACUUCCUCUCUGUGACCACAUACAGUCC